Molecule: messenger RNA, 675 nt
Organism: Trichoderma aggressivum f. europaeum
Lineage: Eukaryota; Fungi; Ascomycota; Sordariomycetes; Hypocreales; Hypocreaceae
Exons: 1
Coding region: 1-675 (224 amino acids)
Source: RefSeq, a predicted model, not a curated record
AUGCAAACGAAACAAAACGAACUGCCGAUCUUGCUACCUUAUUUUCUCUUCUUCUCCUCUCCUCCUCUCCUGUUCUUCUCUUUUCCUCUUCCCCCUUUCCACAACCACGUGCAACUCGGCAAUCAGUCCGCAAUCCCAUCGCUCAGUCUUCUCUACCUUGACAAGCAACGACUCCAUCAUCUCAGCUCAGAGAUAUCCAGCAUCAUGAAGUUCAUCUCCGUCUUGGCCGGUCUGGCUGCUGCUGCAGUCGUGGCUGCUGCUCCCGCUGGAUUCCAGAACAGCACCGACAUCACCUGGAACCCGUCCCCGUCGGAUCAGACAACCUGCGAUCCCUCCAGCUUCUCCCAAGCUCCCAUCGCCGGUGCCGCGGACUGGCGUUAUUGCGCUGCCCUCUCGAGCGCCUGGGCCAACGAGAACGGAACAUUCAGCAUCCACAACGUCUCCGGCAGUGCCUUUAUCCCCGUCCUCAAGACCGAAGGCUGCGUCUUGGGCGUCAAGGCCUCUGAGCAGGGCCAGGGACCCUACACUAUAGGAGACCAGGACGUCAAGGCCAUCCUCAGAAUCGCGCUCGAGGACUAUUCGGAGGGAACCGACCUCUCUGUCGAGGGCAGCGUCAAGUGCAACGUUGCCGAUGGUGGUCGGUCUGACCUUCACUGGCAAAUUGCCGGCCAGUAA